AUGCCUCGCCGAGCACCCUCUCCCGCGGGGUCCGAACAGGAGUUUGAUAUAGCAAAUACUCUUUUUGGAAAUGCCGAUACCUCCGAUGUCGAGACUGUUCCUACUAAGGGAAAGCCGUCCAAUCUGCUCAGCCUUGAUGUUAUGGCCGACGGGAUCAACGAUGGAAACAGUGAAGCAGAUGAAGACGCCGCGUUUAUUGCAGCACAUCAAGCUGUCGCUAACCGCAAGGCAACCAAUCUCAAGGGCAGAAGUGUAAGAAAGGGGGGGGGGUUUCAAGUUAUGGGCCUCAAUGCCAAUCUUUUGAAAGCUAUUACUCGCAAAGGGUUUUCGGUACCUACGCCUAUUCAGCGGAAGACUAUUCCGCUAUUACUUGAAGAUCAAGACGUAGUUGCUAUGGCACGGACAGGUUCUGGGAAAACAGCGGCUUUUGUAAUCCCAAUGAUCGAAAAAUUGAAAAGCCACCACUCGAAAGUUGGAUCUCGAGCCUUGAUACUGUCGCCUUCAAGGGAGCUGGCGCUACAGACAAUGAAAGUGAUUAAAGAGCUUGGCCGAGGAACGGAUUUGAAAUGCGUAUUGUUAGUUGGCGGAGAUAGUUUGGAAGAGCAAUUUGGAUACAUGGCCAGCAAUCCUGACAUUAUCGUUGCUACUCCCGGCCGGUUUUUACACCUCAAAGUUGAAAUGAAUUUGGAUCUGCAGAGUAUCAAAUACGUUGUGUUUGAUGAAGCUGAUAGGCUGUUUGAAAUGGGGUUCGCAGCUCAACUUACUGAAAUUCUCCACGGACUUCCGCAAGCGCGCCAAACAUUACUUUUCUCUGCUACACUCCCAAAAUCGCUAGUUGAGUUUGCGCGAGCAGGUUUACAAGAGCCUACACUUGUACGUCUUGAUACUGAGAGUAAAAUAUCACCGGAUCUCCAGAACGCUUUUUUUUCGGUGAAAUCAGCCGAGAAAGAGGGUGCACUACUCCAUAUCCUUCAUGAAGUGAUAAAAGUUCCUACUGGUGAAACAGAAGCGGGAAAACGCGCAAGAGAUCAGUCUGAUUCAGCAAAGGGCUCAAAGAAGAGGAAGCGACAGGAAGGUAUUUCGAACCCACAAGAGUCACCAACCGAGCAUUCUACUAUCAUUUUCGUCGCAACGAAACAUCAUGUCGAUUAUAUAUCCUCCCUUUUACGAGAAUCUGGUUUUGCCGUCUCCUACGCUUAUGGUUCCUUAGAUCAAACCGCUCGCAAGAUGCAAGUCAGCAAUUUUCGAGCUGGAAUUUCCACUAUUCUUGUUGUUACCGAUGUUGCUGCCCGGGGAAUCGAUAUUCCAGUCCUUGCAAACGUUAUCAACUAUGAUUUCCCUUCCCAAGCAAAGAUAUUUGUGCAUCGGGUGGGACGAACUGCUCGAGCAGGACAGAAGGGAUGGAGCUGCAGUUUAAUACGAGAUUCCGACGCCCCCUAUUUACUUGAUUUGCAGCUAUUCCUUGGUCGGCGGCUCGUUUUAGGGAGGCAAGGUGAAGAUAACCUGAAUUAUACUGAAGAUAUGGUCGUUGGUAGUAUACCUAGGGAUGGGCUAGCUCGUAAUUGCGAAUGGGUCUCUAAACUGUUAGAUGAAGAUAUUGAUAUCCAAGGCCAGCGUGACGUUGCUAUGAAAGGUGAAAAGCUCUAUAUGAGAACACGAAACUCUGCCUCCUCUGAAAGUGCAAAACGGUCUAAAACCGUUGUUUCAUCCGACGAAUGGACGAUGCUACACCCUCUAUUUAACGAUGCAGCGAGUCACAUGGAAGUACAAAGGGAGAAGAUGCUAGCUCGAAUAGGGGGGUAUAAGCCACAGGAGACGAUAUUUGAAAUCAGCGGCCGACGUGGUGGUAAAGCUGGUGACGAUGAAGCCAUAGAUACUAUGAGGAAGAUUCGUUCAUCAAUGGAGACCAAGCGAGCAAAGAAACAAAAAAUCAACCAGCCAGAUGCAGGCGCAGAUACCUCAUCUCAAUUUCCCCCUUCUCCUACAUUUGAAGAUGAAGACUGCGAUACAGCGGCUGAUAUGGCCAAGAAAGAUGACGCUGAAAUGUGCAUGGCAUCUGAUUCAGAGCUCGAGGUGACAUUCUCUUACUCGUCCGGAAAAUCCAAGCCCAAGAAAGAGGCUGACGGGAAGGGGCCCGGUACCUUCCAAAACCCGGAGUACUUCAUGUCCUACAAGCCCACCUCUCAUUCUCUUACUGAGGAACGUGCAUAUGGAGUACAUUCUGGUUCCAACAGCAAUUUUGUGGAAGCAUCAAGGGAUGCUACAAUGGAUCUAUCGCGGGAUGAGGCUAACCGUGGUUUCGCAGAACCCCGUUCCAUCAUGAGAUGGGAUAAACGGCACAAAAAAUACGUUUCACGGCGAAACGAUGAAGACGGAUCUAAGGGAUCCCUCCUUGUCAAGGGCGAGAGUGGCGCUAAGAUUGCAGCAAGCUUUCGUAGUGGCCGAUUUGAGGCUUGGAAGAAAUCGAAACGGCUAGGACGGAUGCCCCGUGUUGGCGAAACGGAGGAUCCAAGUCUCGCCUCCUCGGGACCAGCGGGAGGAAGGAGAUUCAGACACAAAAAGGAGCAGAGUGCGAAACCGGCUGACAAAUACAGAGGUGACUACGAAAAGAAGAGGAGGAAAGAGCAGGAUCUGCAACAGCGUCAAGCCGAAACAGGGAUGAUGCAGUUUGGUCCCAAAGGAGGCACAAAGAAAGUGAAGAGUGAAAUCAGAAGUGUGGAUGACGUGAGGAAGGCAAGGCACCAAAAAGAAAAGAGAAGAGAAAAAAACGUGCGGCCCUCGAGAAGGGGGAAAAGCAGGUGA
Messenger RNA from Ophidiomyces ophidiicola, 2802 nucleotides. It is a transcript of the gene DBP10, whose product is annotated as ATP-dependent RNA helicase dbp10. Lineage: Eukaryota; Fungi; Ascomycota; Eurotiomycetes; Onygenales; Onygenaceae. The transcript has a single exon. The coding region runs from base 1 to 2802 and encodes 933 amino acids. The record is from RefSeq and is a predicted model, not a curated record. Gene Ontology annotation, cellular component: nucleus. Gene Ontology annotation, molecular function: ATP binding; RNA binding; RNA helicase activity.